AUGGGCUGGGUUCAAUCAUUUUACAUACAGUUUGGGGCCACCAUUAGUACCUUUUUGUCUCCAAUCCCAAAAUGUAAGAAAACAAUUCUCCAGUUCUCACUCCAUUGUUUAAGGGAAAGGAACUCCAUUUUUGGUCUGAGCUCACAACCUAAGCUUAUGACGAUGAAGAAGAAGACGAUUCAGCAACUUUUCUACCAUGUGGUUUGCUUCUUUGUUUUGCUCCCAUCUUUGGCUUGCUGUAAGAACCAUGAAAACGCUGCAAACGAUCUUCUCAAGAUAAUCAACGCGAACCGGACAUCCCUAAAGCUCCCGGAGCUAAGCAUUAGCCCCGGCCUCGGGUGCAUCGCCCUUCAGUACGCCGAAGCCUGCAGUCGAAACUGCAAAGCCAACGGGACCUUAAUAGGGUGCGAGCACCGCGAGGACGACUUCACCGAAAUCUUCGCUCCGAACUGCGGCGUCGAGCUCCCGACGCUCGGCACCAUUUCGGGCCACAUCCUCGGGUGCCUCCGCCGCGGGAAUCGGCUGCGGCCGGAGGAUGUGUUCGGCGACGCGGUUUUCGGAGAUCGGGCGGCGAUGAGGAACGGGAGCUUCGUCCAGGCUGGGGCCGGGGUGUCGGGGGGAGGGGGGCCGUGGUGCGUGGUUUUUAGCGAGACUCCGAGGAAUGGGAGCUUUGUGUUGGGGGGUUUUGGUAAGGGAGUUGUGCAGAAGAGCGGGUGUUAUAGCAGGGUCGAUGCGCUCUGCAGUGGAGGAGUAGACGGAGAAGGUAGACGACCAUAUUGUUAUGGGAUUUGGAUGGUUUUGGUUUUGGUGUUUAUGUUGUUUUGAUUUGAUGAUUAGAAUCUUCAAUGAGCUAUGGGUAUGAAUUGUUAUUGUGGUUUUUGAUUAUUCGAGUUAUGUGUUUUUGUUUAUUUGAUUUUUGGAUUUGGAUUUUUAAAGAGUAGAAUUUGAAUGACUGAUUAAUUUGAUGUAAACAGAUGAGAUGAUGAGAUGUU
Andrographis paniculata is the source of this 992-nucleotide messenger RNA. RefSeq lists its product as uncharacterized. The record is from RefSeq and is a predicted model, not a curated record. The coding region runs from base 1 to 825 and encodes 274 amino acids. The transcript is spliced from 2 exons. Lineage: Eukaryota; Viridiplantae; Streptophyta; Magnoliopsida; Lamiales; Acanthaceae.